AUGUUCAGACUAGUCCGCAGCAGGCCGAUUGCGACUGCUCUGAGAGCUGCAGCUGAGCCGUCCCUUCAGACUAGAUUCGCAGCGCAACAAAAGAGAAAUCUUUCCAUCCAUGAAUACUUGUCCGCCAACCUGCUGAAAUCCUAUGGCGUUGGUGUGCCCAAAGGCGAGGUGGCCCGUACUCCAGAGGAGGCAGAAGCUGUUGCCAAGUCAAUCGGCGGAGAUGACAUGGUCAUCAAGGCACAGGUCCUCGCUGGGGGUCGUGGAAAAGGUUCCUUUGACAACGGGCUGAAGGGUGGUGUUCGCGUCAUCUAUUCGCCCACUGAGGCCAAGAUGUUCGCGGACCAAAUGAUCGGACACAAGUUGAUUACGAAGCAAACCGGUGCCCGUGGGCGUCUCUGCAACGCCGUCUACAUUGUCGAGCGCAAGUUUGCUCGUCGCGAAUUCUACCUUGCUAUCCUGAUGGACCGCCAGACCCAGUCCCCCGUUGUUGUGGCUUCGUCUCAAGGUGGUAUGGACAUUGAGGCUGUCGCCAAGGAGAGCCCCGAAGCCAUCAUCACCACCCCGAUUGAUAUCAAUAUCGGUGUGACCGACGAGAUUGCUCGCACCAUUGCCACGGACCUUGGAUUUUCCGAGCAGUGCAUUGAGGACGCAAAGACCACUAUCCAGAACCUCUACAAAGUCUUUAUUGAGAAAGAUGCUACUCAGAUCGAAAUCAACCCUCUUUCCGAGACCUCCGACCACCAGGUUUUGGCUAUGGAUGCCAAGCUUGGAUUUGAUGACAACGCAGAGUUCAGACAGAAGGAAGUUUUCUCAUGGAGGGACACCACCCAGGAGGACGCCGAUGAAGUUAAGGCUGCUGAGCAUGGACUCAACUUCAUCAAGCUUGAUGGAGACAUUGGUUGCCUUGUUAACGGUGCUGGUCUCGCCAUGGCCACUAUGGACAUCAUCAAGCUGAACGGCGGUAACCCUGCCAACUUCUUGGACGUUGGUGGUGGUGCUACACCGGCUGCCAUCAAAUCUGCCUUUGAUCUGAUCACCAGCGACCCCAAGGUCACCGCUAUCUUCGUCAACAUUUUCGGCGGUAUUGUGCGCUGUGACGCCAUCGCCCAAGGUCUCAUCAACGUCGUCCGCGACAUGGGCCUGCGCACCCCCGUCGUUGCUCGUCUCCAGGGAACCAACAUGGAGCUAGCUCGCAAGCUGAUCGACGAAUCCGGCCUUAAGAUUUUCUCUAUCGAGGACCUGCAGAGUGCCGCCGAGAAGUCCGUCCAAUUCUCCAAGGUCGUCAAGCUAGCCCGUGAUAUCGACGUUGGCGUCGAAUUCACUCUGGGUAUAUAA
Talaromyces proteolyticus is the source of this 1335-nucleotide messenger RNA. Its product is annotated as putative succinyl-CoA synthetase beta subunit. NCBI's taxonomy places the organism in Eukaryota, Fungi, Ascomycota, Eurotiomycetes, Eurotiales, Trichocomaceae. Gene Ontology annotation, cellular component: succinate-CoA ligase complex; mitochondrion. The coding region runs from base 1 to 1335 and encodes 444 amino acids. Gene Ontology annotation, biological process: tricarboxylic acid cycle; succinyl-CoA metabolic process. The record is from RefSeq and is a predicted model, not a curated record. Gene Ontology annotation, molecular function: succinate-CoA ligase (ADP-forming) activity; metal ion binding; ATP binding. The transcript is spliced from 8 exons.